Molecule: messenger RNA, 4675 nt
Organism: Suricata suricatta (meerkat)
Lineage: Eukaryota; Metazoa; Chordata; Mammalia; Carnivora; Herpestidae
Gene: IL16
Product: interleukin 16
Exons: 22
Coding region: 240-4466 (1408 amino acids)
Biological process (GO): leukocyte chemotaxis; induction of positive chemotaxis
Molecular function (GO): cytokine activity; CD4 receptor binding
Source: RefSeq, a predicted model, not a curated record
CGAGACCGGCCGGCCUCUGUGGGAGAAAGGAGGUCCGUUUCUCAUCCUCCGCUGCCUCUGACCCAAGCGGGAGCCCCCAGGCUGUCUUGGGUACAUGGUGUCUCCGUCUCUGCUGGGCAGCUGGAGAGAACACAGGGAGGUGGCUGCCUGGGGACCGUGGGCAGGGAGGGACGGACGAGGCGGCGGCUAAGCCCGGUGCAGUCCGCGCCCGCCAGCCGAGGGCCGCUUCCUCUCUGAGGAUGGAGCCGCACAGCCGCGGGAGGAGCCGGAAGCCAACGAGACUGCGGUCUCUCUCCCGCUCCCUGAUCCUCUGCAGCGCCGGGACCAGCGACGGCGGCUCCAGCCCCGACGAGAGGCACCCCGACCCCUUCGAGGCGCCCCUGGGCCCGGGCAGCGGGGGGCUUUUCCACUCGGCCGUGCAGCUGGCCGACACGUCGGAGGCCGGGCCCGGCGGCGCCCCUGACCCGGCGCCAGCCUCGGAGGCGGCCGGGGGCGGCAGGCCCUGCAGGAGGACGUUCUUCGUGAAGGAAGCUUCCACAACUUCUCGAGAAAAGUCUGGAAAAGUAGAACUGCCGAGUAGUAACUUCCUGCUUCCCAAGGCCUGUCACCAAAGGACGCGCAGCAACUCAACCAGUGUGAGUCCCUACUGCACAGGGGACGCGGACUUGCGGACGACCAGGAACGCUUGUGCGGACAGGCAGCCCUACGCCCUGUGCGGCAGCCGCAAGUCCCUCUCUCAGCAGCUGGACUGCCCUGCAGCGAAGUGUGCAGGCAGCUCGAGGCCCACGCGGUCGCUCAGCACCGCUCAGCUGGCGCAGCCCGCGGGCGGUCUCCAGGCGUCCGUCAUCUCCAACAUCGUGCUGAUGAAGGGCCAGGCCAAGGGCCUGGGCUUCAGCAUCGUCGGAGGAAGCGACAGCACUUACGGCCCCAUCGGAAUUUACGUCAAGACCAUCUUUGUCGGGGGAGCGGCGGCGGCGGACGGGCGGCUGCAGGAAGGUAGGUUUCUCUGUCUCGCUGGGCGAUGCCGAGGAUUCGGAGCCACUCGCCCGCAGGAGUGUUGGUGUGCCCGAGGCACAUGUCCCCGAUGGCUCCGGAGUGACUGGCACAGUGCUGGGCGUGUCCGGCUGUGGGCCGGGUCCUGUGGCCAGCCUGGGGCAGAAGACUGGGGUGUCCACUUCCCUCCCUUCCUGGCCCCUCUCCGUGGCUGGUGUCCCCACCACCCUGUUCUUUCCUGUGUUGCCAGGUUGCGCAGAGAGCACGCGGCCGGCAGAGCUUACCUGCUUACGACCCGGCCUUCCGAGAAGGGGCUUGCGCCCCCAGCCUCACACAGGCCGAGGCGGUUUCCUCGAGGAGGUCGUGGGGGACCUUCGGAGACAUGCACACAUGGACACGCACACACGAUCACGCACACACAGACACACACACCCGCACCCAUAGCUGCUGAGCGCUGCGCACGUGUCUCUUCCUUCCAGCAAGCCAAGAAAGGGCUCCUGACCCUCACGGUGAGGACGCGCCUCGCGGCGCCGCACUCUCUGAGCAGCCACCUGUCGCCCCCGCUGUGCCGCUCCCUGAGCUCCAGCUCGUGCGCCGCCAAGGACAGCGGCCCCUUCGGCCUGGGGAGCCCCGCCCCCACCAGCGCGGCCAAGCCCAACUACAGAGUCAUGGUGGAGGUCUCUCUGCAGAAAGAGGCUGGCGUCGGCCUGGGCAUCGGCCUGUGCAGCGUCCCCUAUUUCCAGUGCAUCUCCGGCAUUUUCGUGCACACGCUCUCCCCAGGGUCUGUGGCACAUUUGGACGGACGGCUCCGGUGUGGUGAUGAGAUCGUGGAGAUCAAUGACUGCCCUGUGCACUGCAUGACCCUCAACGAAGUCUACACCGUCCUGAGUCACUGCAGCCCGGGGCCGGUUCCCAUCAUCGUCAGCCGGCACCCAGACCCACAGGUGUCUGAACAGCAACUCAAAGAAGCUGUGGCCCAGGCUGUGGAGAAUGUCAAGUUUGGAAAGGAGAGGCACCAGUGGAGUCUGGAAGGCGCCCCGAGGCUGGAGAGCAGCUGGCAUGGGCGGCCGACCUUGGAGAAAGAGAGAGAGAAGAACUCAGCACCCCCGCAUCGCAGGGCUCAGAAGGUCAUGAUCCGCUCCAGCAGCGACAGCAGCUACAUGUCCGGGUCCCCCGGGGGGAGCCCGGUCAGCGGCGGCGAACAGCCGCCAUCCGACCUGGAAGUCCACACCCCCGGCCCCGGCCUGGCCCCCGGGCAGGAGCAGGCGGCCCUUCCCGUGGGGCUGUCCCGGCCGCCCAAGGACAGCCCGCCCCUGCCUGGGCUGCCUCACAGCCACCGGCCCCUGAGGCUGAAGAAAUCCUUCGAGAUUUUGGUGAGAAAACCCACAACCUCCAAGCCCAAGCCUCCACCCCGAAAAUACUUUAAAAGUGACAGUGACCCUCAGAAGAGUCUGGAAGAGAAAGAGGACUCCCCAGGCCCCUCUGGGCACUCCUUGUCCCCGUGCGGCCAGGAAGCCAGCGAGCUGCCGCCAGCACCACGGCCCCCUCGGCAGGAAGACGCGGCGGGGAGAGUCCCCUGCGCCCGCACCUGCUGCCCGGGGCCUGCGGGACCGCAGACGGCGCCCUCCCCGGAGGCCGAGCCGGGGAGCAGACGAGCCGGCCCAGCGAUUCCCGCGUCGCCAGUGAGACACCCCCUUCUGAAGCGGCAGGCGCGGAUGGACUGUAGCCCCGACGUCCCGCCGGAAGACCCCUGGGUGAGGAUCUCCGACUGCAUCAAGAGCCUCUUCAGCCCCAUCAUGAGUGACAGCCACGGCCACGCGCCGCUGCAGCCCGGGGUCGGCCCGGGGGAAGAAGACCGGGUGCAGGGCCGCCCAGACGGGGCUCCGCCGAAGCCGGACGCCGCCGUGGCCGCCCCCAAGGUUUGCAAGUCGGCGGACAGCGGCGCCGUGAAGAAGGGCCCUCCCGUGGCCCCCAAGCCAGCCUGGUUUCGCCAAAGCUUGAAGAGCCUGCGGACACGGGCCCCAGACCCGGGGGAUGAAAUCCUGGAGCUCAACGGUGAGUCGAUGGCAGGACUAACGCAUCAGGACGCUCUGCGGAAGUUCAAGCCUCCGGGGGAGCAGGAGGGCGGUCGGGGGUCUGGCCUCUCGGGGCCAGGGGCUGCCCCUGCCGCUGAGCCUCGGCCGCCAGAGCCAGAGCAGGUGCCUUGGGGCCCCCCCGCCCCCUCCAACCCCGGGGACCCGGGUGCGUCGGGGUCCCCUCUCCCGGGACGGCAGUCCAGCCAGAAAGCCCUCCCCGCUGACCCCGACCCUCUCCGGAGGCUGCGGUCCACACCCGCCGAGGAGCCUCGAGGCCCGGUGGUCAAGGCCCCCAGCCAGCGGGCACGAAGCUUCCCGCUGUCCAGGACCCCGUCCUGGGAGACGCCGCCGGACGAGCGGUCCAGUCAGCUCUACGCCCUCAGCAGCCGGCUGUCAUCGGCCGUCAUGAAGUCCUUGCUGUGCCUCCCGUCCUCCGUCUCCGGGGGCCAGACUCCCUGCACCCCCAAGGACGGCGGUUGUCCUGCGUCGGCAGCCAGCGAUGCCCCGGCCGCUAACGGGGCUGCAGAGCCGCCUGCCCCGGACACGGGGUUCUCGCUCAACCUUUCAGAGCUGAGAGAGUACACGGAGGGGCUCGGGGAGCCCACGGAGGCGGACGGCCGGGACCUCUGCGCCCCUCCGUCCGGCCAGUCGGUCAUCUCCCUGCUGAGCGCCGAGGAAUUAAAGAAGCUAAUCGAGGAAGUGAAGGUGCUGGAUGAGGCGACCUUAAAGCAACUAGACCAGAUCCACGUCACCAUCCUGCACAAGGAGGAGGGGGCUGGCCUUGGGUUCAGCCUGGCGGGAGGAGCGGAUCUCGAGAACAAGGUGAUCACGGUGCACAGGGUGUUCCCCCACGGGCUGGCCUCCCAGGAGGGAACCAUCCAGAAGGGCAACGAGGUCCUCUCCAUCAACGGCAAGUCCCUCAAGGGCGCCACGCACAGCGACGCGCUGGCCAUCCUCCGCCAAGCGCGGGACCCGAAGCAGGCCGUGAUCGUCACCCGGAAGCCGGCCCUGGAGGCCACGCCCGACCUGAACUCGUCCACGGAUUCGGCCUCCGUGGCCAGCGACGUUUCUGUGGAUUCCACAGAGGCCACGGUGCACACAGUGACCCUGGAGAAGACCCCGGCGGGGCUGGGCUUCAGCCUGGAAGGCGGCAAGGGCUCCCUGCUCGGGGACAAGCCCCUCACCGUUAACAGGAUUUUCAAAGGGGCGGCCUCGGAGCCGAGCGAGACAGUCCAGCCGGGAGACGAAAUCCUACACUUGGCCGGCACCGCCGCGCAGGGCCUCACGCGGUUCGAGGCCUGGAGCAUCAUCAAGACACUGCCCGACGGCCCCGUCACUGUCGUCAUCCGCAGGAGAGGCCUCCAGGCCUCGGGGACCGCAGCGCCGGGCGACCCCUAGGCCCAGCGGCUCCUCACAGCCGCUAAUUCUCAGGGUCACUGCUCAUCCCGCCUGGAGGCGGCGGCAGACCUCCCGGGACGGCAUCCCGCCGCGGGCAGGGGCACGGUCACCCCCGGGAGGCUGGUACCACCUGCAGGCUGUGGGCAGAGAGCGCAAUGACAGUAUUGUGGUGCUGUAAAUAAAACGGACUCGUUACAUUUGAUACGAAA